Messenger RNA from Dioscorea cayenensis subsp. rotundata (Guinea yam), 968 nucleotides. Its product is annotated as auxin-responsive protein IAA1-like. The record is from RefSeq and is a predicted model, not a curated record. Gene Ontology annotation, biological process: regulation of DNA-templated transcription. Gene Ontology annotation, molecular function: protein binding. Gene Ontology annotation, cellular component: nucleus. NCBI's taxonomy places the organism in Eukaryota, Viridiplantae, Streptophyta, Magnoliopsida, Dioscoreales, Dioscoreaceae. The transcript is spliced from 5 exons. The coding region runs from base 71 to 709 and encodes 212 amino acids.
UCUCCCUUCCAUCUCUCCGUCUCUCCCUCCCAACCAAACCCUAACCCCCACCACCACCAACACCACCACCAUGUCCACCGACACUGCAAGAAGCUCUACGGAAUCCAACGUCUCCGGCCUCGACUACGAGGAGACCGAGCUCAAGCUUGCCCUCCCUGGUGCCUCUCGCCCUCCCGCCGCUGACGUCGACCGCAAGCGUGGCUUCUCGGAGACCGUCGCCGAACUCUCCCUUGGAGCUUCUCGCACUGACUCCCCUAACGGCGAUUGCUCCGAUGACUCUCAGACCUCCGUUGCCGGGAAACCUCCUGCCGCCAAGGCGCAGGUGGUUGGGUGGCCGCCGGUGAGGAAUUUCAGGAGGAACGCGCUGAAGACCUGCACCUAUGUCAAGGUCGCUGUUGAUGGCGCGCCGUAUCUCCGGAAGGUUGAUCUUGAGACGUAUGGAGGGUAUGAGCAGCUGCUGGCUUCCCUCCAGGAUAUGUUCUCCUGUUUCACCAUUCGCAAGUAUCACACUGAGAGUAAGCUUGUGGAUCCUGUGAAUGGGACGGAGUAUGUGCCGACGUAUGAGGACAAGGAUGGUGACUGGAUGCUUGUGGGCGAUGUUCCAUGGAAAAUGUUUGUGGCAUCAUGUAAGCGCAUCCGGUUAAUGAAAAGCUCCGAGGCUGUCAAUUUAGCUCCAAGAGAAACUACUGGAUGCACAAAAACACGAUGAACUGGGAGCUAUCCGCAAUUGGUACCGAGCCACAUUGUACAGUGAUUCCGCUUCCUUUUGUUUCUUUCUUUGUUUUGCGAUUUUGAGGGAUCGGAAAUAAGCUGUUGUAGUUACCAUUUUGUGUUUUGGUUUGAUGAGAAAUACAAAUACAUACCUUACAAUUAAUUGUGUGUGUUAUGUUGUCAAUAAGAACAAGACAUUGUUGUCCAAGUGAAGUUAAAACUUGUGUUCAUCCUGCUAAAAUCUCAACUUGUUUCAA